Paramecium tetraurelia is the source of this 9015-nucleotide messenger RNA. RefSeq lists its product as uncharacterized. The transcript has 9 exons. The record is from RefSeq and is a predicted model, not a curated record. NCBI's taxonomy places the organism in Eukaryota, Ciliophora, Oligohymenophorea, Peniculida, Parameciidae.
AUGAAUUCACAAAAUCUCAGUAGAUUGAAAAUGAUGAUUGUUAUUUCAAUUAUCUUGCUCCAGGGGUUGGUGUAAGGUUGCCCGUUUAAUGAUUAUGAAAAUUCAUUGCUUAGUGAAUACUACCCAAUACAAGAGACAAUAAUAGAGUAAAUGAGUCCUUCUUAAACGUUUGCCUUUUGGAGCUUCUCUAUUCCUCUAUGGAACGUAAAAAGCUACCCAUAAGUAGAAUGGCAAGCGACUACAGAUACAAGACUAUACUAAUUGAUGUUCUUGCUGAAGUCUCUUGAUGAUGAUAGAGUUGUGAUGUUCAUGUAUGCAGUGCUGGAUGAAUAUGAGAAUUCAGUAAUUCAUAAAUUAAGAGUGGAAGAAUUGGAUAGUUGGGGCUGGCCAGGGUUUGGUACUUACAGCUUCGAAUAUGAUGCAAAAGAAUACGAGGGUAGUUGGAUACUAACGAUGAUAACUAUUCAACAAACAUAAGUGAUUUUUGAGACAAGCAAUUACGUCACAAAUAAUAAUAUUGGAGAUAUAUUAUUAGAGUUGAACAAAGUUAAGUUUAUAAUAGGAGGAACCGGAUAUAUUCAAAUAUUCACAGUUGGAGUGUUUAGAGGGAGAUUAUCCAAGUUGAUGUAAUUUACAGAUUAUUCUGAAUCGAAAUAUGAGGAAGUUGAGGCCAAUUGUUAAAUACCACCAUUAUUCGAAGGAGAAGGUGGAGAAAUGUUAUUUCCAGAAUUGUUUACAUUCAAGGGAGAUACUUAAUCGAUAUUUAGUAUUGACUAGGUGGGUAAGAGAUUCUGUAUUUCCGGAUGGGUGAAAUAUGAUGGUAUAGAUGCAGUUGAGACAAUUUAUUAUUUGUUGCUUAGGCUGACAACCAAUUAAAAUUAUGGCAAUUAUUUGAAUAUGGGGGAUGAAAUAUUGAAGAUAACCGCCUAAUUGAAUAGGAUUAACAAACAAUAUUCCGCAUAUACUGUAGAUUCUAUUCAUUAUGCUAUUCCAGUAAAGUAGUAAAAUGUCAUGCCAGAUCCAAAAAUAUAUGCUUGGAUCUUUAUUGAUGAAAUUCCUAUUUUGUAUUAUGAUGCACUGACAGCAUGGCAUUAUAUUCAAUUCGAAUAUGGAAGAACUACAGGACCAAAGUCUCUGCUGAAUAUAAAAUACUUUGCUGGCAAUCUCGAUAAGGAUACAGAUUCCUUUGGAGACGACACUCAUCAAGGACUAUUCAUAAACACCAAAUAUUAUGCCAUCUUUGGAGACUAAAGGGAUAGGUUUGCAGCUUUAAGAUUACCUAUAAUUAUGAUGCCGAUAAGGAGUUCUCUUUUUAAUGCCAUUAUUCUUGUUCCACUUGUAAUGGACCACUAGAAAACAACUGUGUUACUUGUGACGGAGAUUAAAAUAGAAUACUAAUAGAAGACAAACAUGAAUGCCCAUGUAAUCUUGGGUAUCUUGAAAAAGACAAAGUCUGUUUAUCAUUCAGUUCAGUCUAUCCAACAUUAAAUUAUAACGAUAUUAUUUAACAUCCUCAGUAACAGACAUGUGAAUUUGGAUAUUUUAUGUUUCCAAAAAUAAAAGGCUGCAUUUAAUGGUAAUCUUUAAAUUAAUCCAUAUAGUCCUCAAUAAUCGAGUUCAGAUAUUCUCUGUGUUGACUGUCUAUUCAACUCUGCAGCUUGGUAUUUAAAACCUCUGUGUACAACUGAUUACAUUAAAUAGCAUCAAUUAAACAACGAUGAUGAUGCAUAUCAGAUAUCUUUAAGAUCUCGUAUAGAUUACGACUUAUAUGUGAUUAAUGAAGAUGAUAAUUUGUAAUUGAUUCAAGGAGCAAUGGACUUGUGUAAUCCUGAGAAUGCGCAAGAAGGGUGUUAUUAAAUUCCCUUCUAAACUCACUUGUCAGAAGAUGUCUAUGUAGCCUGUAAAGAUAAUCAUUACUACGAAAAUAACUAGUGUAAAUUCUCUGACAAUGCAUGCCUACUAACUAGUUAUGAUAAACCAAAAUGUUGGAAAUGCAAAGAUGGAUAUUACUUGUCUACAGAUAAUCAAUGUGAAUUAUGUCCAAGUACAUGUUUGACUUGUAAAAUUGAUGAUAUUCUUAAAUGUCUUUCCUGUCAACCCAACUAUGUACCAGUAGGAGCUGAAUGUAUAAAAUGUGGAUUGAAUUGUUCUAUUUGUCAAUAAUAAAUGAACUACUCAAUCAAUCAACCCUUUUUGAAAUGCUUAAAAUGUGUAGAUAUGAACAAGUAUUAUUUAUCAUUAAAUGCGGUUGAUUGCAUUGAAAAUACAAUUGAAAAUUGUUAAAUGGCAUUUGAAUAAGCUGUUGAUAAUAAUGCAAUCAAUUCUUUUGAAUAUGACUUUGUACCUUAUGAUGGAGAAGUUAUUACGAAAUGUAGUAAAUGCGAUGAACCAUAUUGUUAUAAUGUACUUACUAUGGAAUGCGAGUUAACAGAAUAUCCUGAAUGUUCUUAUUGCAUUUACACACCUGAGGAUAUGUUUUCAUGGUCAUGCUUAUUUGGACCCAGAACUUUAGAUGUUAUUCCAGAUUCAUCAUCUGAUAUAGGCCCUGACUGCUUUAUAUGUAUGUUAGGAUAGACGAAUGUUGACAUCUCUUACCUGUGUCUGAGUUGCGAAGAGGGAUUUUUUGCCAAUAAAAUUACAGGACAAUGUGAACCAUGUCCGGCAGACCUAUUCUGUUCUAAGUGCUAUUAAUAAAAUAAAUACUCUAAGGAUGAGUGGAAAACUGAGAUUCGUCCCUUUUAUAAGGCCACAAUAGAUGAUUAAUUUUAACGUCAUUCAUUUAUUGAAUAUGGAACAAGUCCAAAUAAACGUGACUAUGAAAUUGUAUGUUCUAAUUGCCAAUCAGGAUACGAACUAUAAAAUGAUAAAUGCAUACUCUAAUGUCCAGAUAACUGUCUUGAAUGUGUAUUGAUAGACAAUUAAAAUGUUUGUAUCAAAUGUCCGAGAACAAUCAAAGGACAAAACUUAAGUUUAGACAACAAUCAAUGCAUUGUCUGUCCUAUUAACUGCUCACUAUGUCGUAAAAGAAGCUAAGAGGAGAAAGCAGCAAUCAAUCCCAUUUUCAACAGCCAAGAAUUUUAGUACUCAUCGAAUCAAUGUUUAAGAGGAUUUAAUGGAAUACUUGACUCCACUUUAGGAGUGUAUGUAGAUUGCUCAUCACCUUUUUGUGUUAAGAGUGUGGAGAUCAAUCUAAAUUUAUUUUGUGAUGCUAAUAAAUUCAGUUAUGCUUUUCUGGAUUAAGAUUCAGAUGAAUAACGAAUUUUGUUCUUAUAAUCCAAUAUAUUAAUUGAUGAGUUGUUUUCACCCUCUAGUUUUAAAGAAUUUGAAACUCAAUAGUUUUAUUUGAUGGCCAAUCAAAAGGUUAUCUAAAAUAUUUCCAUUAAGAUUGUGAGCCAAGAAAGUCAAGUUUGUGUAGUCUCUGGCAACAAGAGCAUCCAACAAAUAUUUAGUUAGAAUAUCUUUUCUGCCAUAAAUGUGGAACUUCUGAUUUAAGGAAAUGGAUUUACAACAUUUCGAUACGAUAGAAGCAUAUCCAUAGUCAACUUUAAAAAUGUCAAACUGGAAGGUAUCAUAUUGAAUCCAAUUCAAACUGGAAAUAUUAAAUAACUAUUAUUUUAAAGUGCCUUCCUUUAAAGUAUUUAACUAAUCCAUAUCAAAUAUGAUUGUUCAAUUUAAUUAGAUAGAUCUUAAAUUGUUAUCAAGAAUGCUUAGAAUGUCCUUAUUGAUGAAUUUGAAUCCUCUAAUUUAAGCAUAAAUAACAUUGAUUCUUUUAUUAAGAUUGAGUAGAUUAAUCCAGAUUAAAUUAUACAAAUAUAAAACAUUCGCUUAAUGUAAUGUUAAUUGAAGUAGACAAUCCUAUUGAUGUUGAAUACAAAUGCCUAAGCUUAAGUAAAGAUAAGAAAUUUCUAAAUCAACUCUAAGUUUUUAUCUAGUCAAUUAUUAAAUAUAUAGUCAGGUAGCCUAAUUAUGGAUGAAAUCUCUAUAUAGAAUAGUGAGGUAAACUAAGUAACUAAUUUACUUCAAUUGGAAUCUUUAACUUAGAUUGAUUUUAAUCAAAUCCAAAUUUCCUAAACUUCAGUUAUAACCUCUACAAUCUUCUGUUUAAAUUAAAAAGCUCAGAUAACCAAUCUGAGAUUUAACGCAAAUUAACUUUUGAAAAAUUCUAAAGUGAUCCAAAAUUAGAAGGUUAAUGUUGAAUAAUACAAUUUUGAACUGUUUAUUUUUGAAUUAAACACUUAUGAUGAGGAUUCCAAAUUUAUUUAGAUUUAAUAAAACCUAUCUCCCAAUAAGCAUAUCCUCAUUAAUGAUAUAUAAGUAAUAGGCAAUCAAUUAACUUCACUAUCCAACAUUAAAUAAUUAGAAUAGUAGGAAAUCACAUUGAUAUAUCUAUUACUAGAACAAAUCGAAAUUACAUCCCUGAAAAUCGAGAGAGCAUAAGGUAUCAAAGAAUUUAGCUUUAUUGGCAUCAAUUCAUUAAAAAUCAAUUAAGCAACAAUCAGCUAGCAUGCCGCUUCACUAUUCUAAGGACUUCAUCAGUAUAUAGAUUGCUUAACACUUUAACAUUAUGGAACUUCUAUUUACAUUUAUGAUACUACAAGUAUAGAAUUUAAAUCAUUAACAAUUUCAACUGCAGAAUCGAUUGAUUAUCCUAUCAUUAAUAUCUAAACUUCCAUCUCUUAAGCUACGAAUGACAAUUCCAUACUAUUGUCUGAUCUUAGUCUUCUGAAUAACCUCCUCUUAAUUACUGAUCAAAUGAAACAGAUCUCACUGAUUUAAAUCACCACCCAAUAAGAAUUCUAAAUCAAUAUCAUCGACUCCAUAUUCAAAAAGAAUAUUAUGCAUCAAUAUAGGUAGAAUGAUCUCAUAAACUCUGGAUUAUUAUUAAACUUUGAUUGUUCUUAUUGUACAAUUAACAUGGACAAUGUAAUAGCCGAAUCAAAUUUGGUUACAAAUUCUACAGAUGGCAUUAUUUAUAUAAAGGCAAAAAAGAUGACACUCAAGAAUUCUAAUUUUACCUCCAAUAGCAUAUUUGAUUAUAGCAUAAUACAGCGUUAUUUAGUUUGGGGAUACAAUAAUGGAGAAGAAGUGUUUCUUGAAUAAAUAAUGGAAAUGUUUCCUAUUUUUGUGACUACUGGAAAUGCAAAACUGAUCAGUUCUGACCUGAAAAUUCAAAAUGUAGUAAUAUCUAACUCAUCUGGUUCUGGGUUAUAUAUCAGAAUGGAGAAUGAUGCUAAGCUUACGAUUGCCAACUCAAUCUUCAGUUUUAUCAGCACUCAUUUUUUAUCAGAAAGUGAAAAUGGAGGAGUUAUUUAUUUAGAUUCUUCUAAUUCAGUUUCAACUACAAUAGUAAUUAAAAAUGUAGCAGCAAAUAAUAUUUAUUGUGGGAAUAGAGGAGGCUUUGUGUAUCUUUAUAAUGGAAUAGGUACUAUUUAGCUAACUCUCCUUAAUACUUCUUUCAAAGAUGUGUUUGCUUUAUUUGGAUCCAUUAUCUAUUCAGAGUUCUCUGCUCUUACAUCUUAAUCAUAGAAUUUCAGAAUAGCUGCUGCCAAAAUCAAUAAUACUCUAGAUGGCUAGAUAAAAUUUUUCAAUAAGUUUAGUCUGGGAGGUUAAUCUCAAAUAAAAGCUUUAACUUAAUCAAGAUUUUUGAUUUUAAUUUAUAAUGCCAAAACAAUUUAAAUGGAGAACAUAGUCAUAUCUGACAUUAAUUUUGAAUCAUUUUUGUUUUUAUAAAACACAACAGCUGUUUAAAUCAAAUCAAUUUAAGUAUCAAGAUCAAAUUUCCUUCAUAGAGUGAUGGUCUUAAAUGAUAUGAAAGAGAAUUCUGCAGUUUUCAUAAAUAAUUUACAAAUUGAAAAUGUAGCCAUCCUUAAUGAAAUAGAUAUUGAAUCAGAUUGUUAAAGAGUACAAAAGAAAUAUAAUUCGCAAUAUAAAUGUCUAUCAUAGAUCAAACAAUCACCCACUAAAUUAAAUUAAAAAUAUGAUAGUAGUUCAUUAUCAAAUGCUUACUGUAUUAUUAAUUAGAUGAAGUAAUUGUUUUCAAAGGAAUCAUUGAGUAUCAUAGACAUUCAUCCUUCCUACACAAAUAUGAGUAUUUCUCAAGUGACUUUAUCAUAAAUCAAUUGCACCAUAUGUUAGAAUGGUUUAAUCAAUGUGAAUUUCAUAGACACUCAUUCAUUUCUAUUAAUCCAAACAUUAAAACUUAAGUAGAAUAUCUGUGGCCAAUCAAGUUGUGUGAAUGUUAUUAAAAUGACUUCCGUAUAAAGAUUGCUUUACAAUUUAGAGUCAUAAGUUAAUGAUAAAUAAUUUGAGCUUAAAAUAAAUGAUUACUUAUGCAAAUACAAUGAAGCAUAUGAAGGUACAUGUUUGCAAAUUAAAAACAUCAAAACUUUGAUUUAAAAAUCAAUAUUUGAACACAAUUAAGCUAUAGCAUCUGGGGGAUCAAUUAAAGUCAAUGGCAAUGACAUAUUCUACCUAGUUCAAAGUCUUGUGUCUAACAAUACUGCAAAAUAUGGGGGAGGAUUAGAAAUACAAGAUCAGAUGAGUCAGAAUAUGAGUAGGUUUGGGUCAAUCAUUUCAAAUAACAAGGCUCAAUUAUUUGGCAAUGAUUCUUCAUAAGUUCCAUCUUCAUUAUCAAUUACUAUCAAUAAAAUUGAUAUUCUUCCUAGAACCACAAUUGUGGAGCAAGAACAAUUAAUGAUAGAAUAGAUUUUAAUAAAACCAUAUCAAGUAUUUGCCAAUGAAUUCUCAGAUGCAUUUUAUGUACCUAAUGGGUAGAAGAUAUCUGAAUAUCAAUACUUUGACUGGGUUAAAGGGGAAUAUGAACCUUACAAUCUGCAUUUUAGAAUUGUUGCAUUGGAUAAACUCAAUUCAAUCUAAUAAGACUUAGACAAAACCUACUGUGACAUAAGCGGACGAUUACUAAUGGAAAGUGGAGAAAAUGAAUUCACUUAGAACUUUACCAACAUCAAGAGAGUGGAGUUCAAUUAAAGUGAUUAUAAUUUAGAUGAUUUAAUUAUCUAUUUAGAUGAUCAACUCAAUAUGACUUUAUAAUUGUAAUUUUCAUGCAAUUCUAUUUUCAUUCCAAUAUAUGAUCAGAAUAAGGAAAUCGUUAGUUAUCACAAUAAUUACUAUCUGAGAAUCAACAUUAAGACAUUGCCUUGUUAAAUGGGAGAAAUCAAAAGUUCAGUGGAUUCCACUUGUGUCCCAUGCGAUGUUGAAUAAGGUUAAUUUUCUCUCAGUGUUAAUUCAAAAACCUGCCUAUAUAAGGACGAUUCUACUACUAGUGAGAUUAAAUCGGCCUAGUUAAGACUGAAGGCUGGAUACUGGAGACCUUACUUUUAUACUGAUUAGAUUGAUGAAUGUAUCAAUUUAAUUGAAAAUUGUCUUGGAGGAUGGAAAGAAGGAGAUACCUCCUGUUAUUAAGGUCACAUUGGAGCAUUGUGUGAAGAAUGUGAUUUAUAUGAUAUAAGAGGGGAUGGACAAUUUUCAACCAGCACUAAAUAUUCAUGUGGAUCUUGCACAGAAAAGGAUAAGAAUUCCAUUAUUAUUACUGCGAUUACACUUUGGACAUUAAUCUCCAUCUUGAUUUCCGUGAAAAGCACAGUGGAAUUAUUAAAAAAGGUAGCCAUUAGAGUUCGACUUGGUUAGAAUAGAGCAUUUUCGAAUAUGCAGGAGGAUUAAUCUGGUGUCCUAAUUAAGAUGUUGACCAACCAUCUCUAAAUUCUAGCAACGAUAACUACAUUCUAGUUAAACAUGUCAGUUGGACUUGGUGAUGCAAUCAAGGCAUCAGGCAAUCCUAUGCAGACUAUGGCAUUCUCACUUGAUUGCUUCCUAAUUGAUAUGUUCGACUUCAGCAUUCAUUAUUCUAGAAUGGUCUGGCAGAUGAUUUUGCCAAUGAUUUACAUAUUUUUAUUUCUGUCGAUGUAUUUGAUCCUACUCAAAGUCAAGAAAUAAGAAUACAAUUUGAGUGUCGUCACAACUACUUUUAUUUACAUGUACAUUUUCCUUCAACCAAACUUGGUGGGUGGCUUUAUCUAAUUGAUAUCCUUUAGAACCAUAUCCAGCUAUAAAUGGAUCUCUGCCAAUGUUGCUUUUAGAUAUGAUACUUGGAUUCAUUUUAAAUGGCUUUUGGGAUUCGUUUUACCUAGUUUUCUUGUAAUAGCUUUCUUGAUCCCAGCCAUUUUCUUCUGUGCUAUUUACUACAAUAGGAAGAGACUGGAUGAUAAAUCAAUAAGGUAAUAGUGGGGUUAUUUAUAUAAUGAAUACACUCAUUAAGCAUACUUUUGGGAGAUCGUAAAAAUCAUAGAAAAAGAAUUGCUCCUUAUAUUCCUAUCCUAUUAUGAUGAAUAUGUAGUUAAAAAAGGAAUUUUGGUGUUAUUAGUUAUUUAUAUCUAUCAAGAGCUAAAUAUCAAAUUCAAACCAUAUUCAUCCCCCAAUCUGAACAGACUAGAUUCAUAUUCAGCUAAUGUUUGUAUUAUAUCAAUUGCUUUGGGAAUCGGAAUCUAUAUUGAUCAAUAGAUCGGAUCUUUAGAAAUUUAGAUUCCCUAUUUUAUCUUCCUUGCAGUGUUCAAUAUUUAUUAUUUACUUCUUCUGUUGAAAGAACUGUUAAAAGCCUACAGUAAAGAAUUGGAAGAGUAAUUGGAUAAGGCUAGGGAUCUCAUUAGAUCCAAAGCUCCUUGGACUUCAAAUUAUGCCUUUCUAAAAAGAUUACUUGCAAAUAGUUAAGAGCAAAGAACUAGAGUAAAUGAGAGAUUCAAAAAAAUCAAAAGUACCUUAAUGAAGUAGGUUAAAAGUUUGAUUCAAUUUAAGGAAGCUAUAAACAAACAGCAGGAGUCUGAUGCUGUUAGCCUCAAUGUACUAGACAAUCAAUAUAACGUCUUUUAACAAUAUAAAACUGCGAAUUCAUUAUAAAAUUUAAAAGAUGAAAAGCUUUUAAAAGUAGAAGACAAUCCAAAUUCAAACGGACAAGAAAAAUACGAUGGAAAAGUACAUCCGAUGAUUAUAGAAGCAAAUUGA